Sphaeramia orbicularis (orbiculate cardinalfish) is the source of this 7935-nucleotide messenger RNA. RefSeq names its product MCF.2 cell line derived transforming sequence-like 2 (gene mcf2l2). NCBI's taxonomy places the organism in Eukaryota, Metazoa, Chordata, Actinopteri, Kurtiformes, Apogonidae. Gene Ontology annotation, cellular component: cytoplasm. The coding region runs from base 108 to 3947 and encodes 1279 amino acids. The transcript has 35 exons. Gene Ontology annotation, molecular function: protein binding; guanyl-nucleotide exchange factor activity. The record is from RefSeq and is a predicted model, not a curated record.
AGGUUAGAGACACCUUGCAGGCUCUACAGGGACACAUGCAGCGUUAGCAGCACUGUCAGACCUGGUGUAGCAUCAGUAGAACAGGCUCGGUGGUGAUAUGAGCGGAGAUGGAGGCAGGUGGGCUGCGCUACCAGACCCUCCCGACCCGCUGUCCCAAGUGUGGGAAAUGUGGACGGGCCUAUUCUACUGUACGGAUCUCCACGGCAGAGAUGGCAUCCUACUACCACUUCCUGGGAGUUUGUCAGGAGACUGAGUCAGGCACAACAAGAAAUGAGAUCAUGCAGCAGGAGAUCAGGCCCCUGCUGGCUGUCGACAUCAUAGAGCAGCUUCAUCGCCAGUUUGCCUUGCUCUCAGGAGGGCGAGGGAAAGAUGGCGCCCCCAUUAUCACCUUCCCAGAGUACUCAGGCUUCAGCGAAGUGCCAGAGGAAGAUUUUCUCAACGUCGUCACCUACCUGACCAGUAUCCCCAGCCUGGACGCUGCCAGUAUUGGCUUUAUCAUCAUCAUUGACAGACGGAAGGACAAAUGGAGCUCAGUGAAGGCCUCUCUCUCCAGGAUCGCUGGGGCAUUUCCAGGAAACCUGCAGCUGGUGUUAGUGCUGAGGCCAUCCAGGUUCUUCCAGAGGGCCAUAGCAGACCUGGGGAUCAAACUGCACAGAGAUGACUUUAAAAUGAAGGUACCGAUUGUGAUGCUGAACUCUCUGGCUGACCUGCACAGCUACGUGGAUAAAGGUCAGCUGACCCGAGAACUGGGAGGAAAUCUGGAGUACUGUCACAGCCAGUGGAUCCACCACAGAACCGCCAUAGAGAACUUCGCCAUGACGGUGAAAACUACGGCCCAGAUGUUGCAGAAGUUUGGGACAGAUCUGGCUGAGACGGAGCUGCCCAAUGACGUCCAGUGCACCAAAGACCUGCUCGUCGCUCACACCGACAAACACAACAACCUCAAGGAUGAGCUGAAGCUGGCCCUGAAGCAAGGCACCACCUUGCUCGGUUGUAUCAAAGAACAGGCAGCAAAAUCUGAGUGCCAUAAACUGAACCCUGAUGAGAUGGAGAACCAAACCACAGUGGAGAGGCUCCUGGCUCAGCUGGAUGAGACUGAAAAUGCCUUUGAACAGUUCUGGUGUAAACACCAUCUGAAACUGGAGCAGUGCCUGCAGCUACGCCACUUUGAACAGGACUUCAGAGAGGUCAAAGUGUCUCUGGACAGUCUGAUGGACAGUCUAACCAGCCUAUCAGAUACCGGGGAUUGUGUGGCCAGAGUCGAACAACUGCUAAAAGAACUGAAAACACUGGAAGAGAAGGCUCAGGCCUCACUAGAAAAGGCUCAGCUCCACGCACUGCAUGGGGAUCAGCUGAUCCAGAGCAACCACUACGCUGUGGACUCCAUUCGACCCAAGUGUGUGGAGCUCAGGAGGGUCUGUGACGACUUCAGCAACGAGGCCAAGAAAAAGAAGGAUGUCCAGUCCAAGUCCCUGCAGAUACACAUGGGCAUUGAUAAGGUGAACCAGUGGUGUGAGUCUGGCAUCUACCUUCUGGCCUCUCAGGCUGUGGAUAAGUGUCAGUCCCAGGAAGGGGCCGAGUCAGCACUAACUGACAUCGAACACUUUCUCGAAUCAGCGGAAAAGAACCAACUGACUGAGCUGAGGAACCUUCAUAAUCAGUAUGAGGUUGUCCUGUCAGAGGACAUCAAGACUAGUGUCCUGAAGGCCCUGAAGCGACUGGAGGAUGUUCAGGAGAUGUUUGAGAAGCGCCACGUCAGUCUGAAGAGGCUGUCAGCCAAACAGACCAGACCCGUCCAACCAGUCGCCCCGCGGCCCGAGUCCUCUCCCAAACGCCCCUCACUGAAGAACCCUUCCAGAACCACAGGGGGCCAGCAGCCUCUUGCACGCAGAGCUUCAGAUAACUCCAACACUGGCAAGCAGACAGCUGAAGCUGAUCCCAACAAGAAGAAGAACAUACGCAAGGCCAAAGGAGGCAUCAAGAUUGAGGUGAUGCAUGAGGGGAGCCAGGGAGGGUCCACACAUGUCGUCCUGACCAAUGAGACAGAGGAGAGUCUGUCCAACAGGCGCAGACACAUCAUGACAGAGCUGAUUGAAACAGAGCGGCUGUAUGUGGAGGAACUGCAAAGCAUCAUGGAGGGCUACUUUGCAGAGCUGGAUAACUCAGAGCUCAGCCACCUCAUCCCUCCUUCCCUGGAGAAUAAAAGAGAUGUACUGUUCGGGAACCUGCCUGAGAUAUAUGAAUUCCACAACAGGACAUUUCUGAGGGAGUUGGAGAACUGUGCUGAGAAACCAGAGCUGGUGGGAACCUGUUUUCUCAAAAGGAAAGAGGAGCUGCAGGUGUAUGAGAAGUACUGUCAGAAUAAGCCUCGCUCUGAGGUGCUGUGGAGACAGUGUGGAGACAGCCUGUUCUUUCAGGAAUGCCAGAAGAAGCUGGACCACAAGCUGUCUCUGGACGCCUACCUGCUGAAACCGGUCCAGAGAAUCACCAAAUACCAGCUCAUGCUCAAGGAGAUGUUGAAGUGCAAUAAAGGAGAGGGGACGGCGGAGCUGGAGGAGGCUUUGGCCACCAUGCUGGACAUCAUCAAGUCUGUCAAUGACUCCAUGCACCAGAUCGCCAUCACCGGCUUCGAGGGAAACCUGAGUGAGCUGGGGAAGCUGCUGAUGCAGGGAUCUUUCAACGUUUGGACGGACCACAAGAAAGGCCACAGCAAGGUGAAGGAUCUGGCCAGGUUUAAGCCGAUGCAGAGGCACCUGUUCCUGUACGACAAGAUGCUGCUGUUCUGUAAGAAACGUGAGGAGACCACAGACGGACACGAGAAGACGCCAUCCUACAGCUUCAAACACUCCCUGAAGAUGAGCGCUGUGGGCAUCACAGAGAACGUCAAAGGAGACAGCAAGAAGUUUGAGGUGUGGUACAACGGCAGAGAGGAGGUCUACAUCAUCCAGGCUCCUUCCAUGGAUGUGAAAAAUAUGUGGGUGUCAGAGAUCCGUAAAGUUCUUACAGGCCAGCUAGAGGCAUGCAGAGAGGCCAGCCAGCUUCACCAGAAGUUCUCUGAUAACAUCUAUGGAGCUCCAAUAAGGAAUAUGCGAAAGAUGGCCCUGAGACAGUCUGAUUCAUCGAGUCCAGAGACCGGCUUCAGAAGAACCAACCCCAGCCCCAACAUGAGACAGAAGAGAGCUGAUGCUUCAGUCAGCCAAUCAACCCACUCGGCUGCUAAUGCUAGGAAACGCUUCACCUUACAGGGCCUUUCCAACAGGAGAUCUCUUCCUGCAGAACCUGCUGCUAAGGAGGCAGAGGUCCCCCGCCGCUUCUCUCUCACCUCCUCUCUCGCCUCCUCCUCUUCCUCUACCUUCGCCGCACGACGCACAAAAGGUCCUCUCUCUUCUAGCAUAAAGAGCAAGAGACAUGAGAUAAAGAGCGAUCCCACUCCAUUCGGUUAUGAAGAUACUUUACGUGGUGCUAUGGCUGCAGUCGGGAAACGUCAGAGCAUGAUUAGCAGUACUGGUAGUGCUGCUGGUGGCACCUCAGCCGUCCCUAGAUCCACCUCCCAACCAGGUUGGACCCAGCGGCGCCUCCCUUCUAUGGACACAGAGGACUUUGAGACAAUCCCAUCCAGCGGUGAAGAAUCCUCCAACUCUUCAGAAGAGGAGGGCAGUAAUAAGAAUGGUGACAGCAGUCGAUUCCGGGUGCAGCUGACCUAUGAGUCUCGGGAAGCCCGGGACCUGUCUCUAGAGACGGGAGACCUGGUCCAGUUUCUAGAAGAGGCAGAGAAUGGACACUGGCUAGUCAAGAACCUUUUAACAGAGGAAACAGGGCUGGUCCCGUCCAGUAUACUGCAAACAGCGUCUGAAGGAGAUAUCUUCAGUGACCUGUGUACGGCAGCGCUUUCCGAUUCGGAUGGGAAUGAAGCUAGUACCUGGGGAGACGUGUCCGAGGACAGCUGAUAAACACAGGAGACUUUUGUAGUUUUUCCAUUGUAGUUCAUUAUAUUGGACUACAUACAUUUUCUAUCCCUUGCUGGCUCACAGACAUGACUUGCGACAGAGAUGUUCCGAUUUUUAGUCACUUGGCUGGAUUUUAAACCCCAAUAAUUCUUCAUUUUCUACUUGCAGUUCUUCACAUUAGACUACAAAUAUGUCACGUUUGACUCUCUGAAACAUGGAAUCUUCAACUUUCUGGAGAAACGCUGGAAAUUGAACUCAAAUUUGGGAAAGCCAUAAGUACCAAAUGAACAUUGCAUGGAUAUCGGAUGGAAGAUGAUUUCAGAUUACAUACUUAGAAUGCUCUCUCUUAAUACCUGGGCUGGAUAACUUCAAAAAGAAAAAGAAAAAAACUUGACUCGUCUUCUCUGACUUGGACGACCUUAGGGAAAAGUGCUAAAUUCCUCAUGCUGGUUGCGAAAAGGCCUUGGUGAGGUGCCCUCUGUUGCUGCUACACUGCACUGAAGCAGAACUCUCGGAGAGCAGUUUGUGCCUCUGCUGCCUCGCUUCGGCUGUUUCGGCUUUUCAGGUUUAAACUCCAGAUGCUCGUCGAGUAGCUGCAGUCUCCGAACGUACCAAACAGUCCUGCUUGGUGUUUUUCAGCCCCUGCUACAACAUCUGCAUCAUGUCAUUAUGUUAUAUUGGAUAUAUCUGAGUGUGCCUGCUCACUUGUGACCUGUGUGAAUUACUCUGAGAAGUUGAGAGACAUCCCUGGUUCAUAUAUAAAUCUGUUUGUGGUGGAUUUGAACCUAAUUCUAGCUAGCUUUUAGCUUAGUCUGGUAUUGGACAGAUUUAUGAUGAAUUAAUGUAAUCUUUAACAUGAAAUUUUUCCUGUAUCAUCUAGAAACAAGGUUGAUAAACCUUUGUUCAGACUACAAGUAAAUUAGGUUUCUUUCUCAAUUCAGAUCUUUAAGAUGAAGAGUGUGGAUAGCCUGCUCCCUAAACUGCAUGAGUUGCCCUGGUAACAACAUAUAGGCAUCUGCAACUCCAUAGUUAUUCUGGUCAUGUAGCGUCACAGCCUUACAUUCCUUCUAGUUCUACCUAUACAGAAGCCUCCUCCCACAGUGAAAGCAGACAGUUUAUUUUGGCAUCUGUCCACAGGCCGUUGUCGUCCAUAGCACUUUGGUCAUUGAUUCAUGGAUUCGGCACAGCACCUACAUCGCUCCGGAGGUGAUGUUUUGUUGCAGACACUUAAAAAUCCAAUUUGAGUAGUCAGAGUUUCCAAACAGAAGUGCAUCGAUAGAAAUCCAACGGGGAUCGCAGGUCAAACCACCUCUAAAUGGUGUUUGGAUCUGAUUUGCAGUGUUUUUUUGUUUAGUUUUUUAUGUUGCUCAGAUUUUCCAAAUCAAUCCAAAUAUGUCUUAAAGCUGGUAGUCUGAACAGGCCUAAGAGCACUGAGAUUCCAUAUAAACAUUUUCAAGCAAGAAAAACAAACCAGAGAGAUAAAACAAGCUACAAAGAACUAAGGAAACGAGCUGGAUCGUAGAGCCCUCUUCCACAUUAUGAAGGCAUUUCUGACACAUUGUUGUGUAAAAUAUUCUAGUUCCACUUUAAACUGCUCCUACGUUAGUGACGCAACAUUUGUGGAAAUUCUAAAAGACCUUCUUUCUUUAGCUAAUGACUGCUAAAUUACCUUCCGGCAGAAAAUCCACGUUAAAGGGAAAUAAAUCAAUCAUAAUGUGUUUUCCAGAUCACUCUUUAUACAUGCACAGUGUGGCACACAGAGGCAGCCAAAAGGCUUUUGAUGGAAAUUAAGCAUUACCACGGCACAUCUCUUGUUUGGAUGAAUGGGGCCGGUGGUGAUGUAAAUCAUAUUUCACGAUGCAGAUUUGUCUCUGUGACAUGUUAUGCCACUUGAAUUCAUCUCUAUAUAAUGAGAUUGUCAGUAGUGAGCUUUUUGAGAACAUUUCACACUUUGAUUUGCUGCAUGCCAGCUACUAUCUAUAGGCAAGAGAUAUUCAAGAGCAUGCAAACACUUUAAUGUACAAACAACACAAAUAAGAUGCUAUCCACAUUGCCAAAUACGAGUCUGCGUGGAUGAAGAAUGUAUAGAUCUUAUCCCAUGUUGAGUAAACUCAUUUUCCACAGAUUCUAUUCAGAAAAUCGUGUUCAUUGAUGCACUAAGAUCAGUUCUGUCCUUUUGAUUUAUCUCCUCACCCAUACUUUGGAUAGCAGCGUUCAAACACAUACUCGUCUGAGACCAGAUUGAUUGUACCCUCACUCUAGAAAUUGUGUGCAGUUUUUCUGAACCCAAGUAAUAGUUCAGGUCUGCAGCAGCAUUAUAUGAAUUAUGACAGUAUUGAAGUCCAUGCCAAAAGCCCUUACACCAAUAUUUUUGUUAUGCACAUAUUAGCAUUUGUUAGCAAUUGCUUGUGAGUGUCGCCAGCAUAAAACAAGACCCUACUCAUGUCUUUUUUAUUCUAGAGGAAACUACAGUAUGUUGUGGGAAAAGUCAGGGAACUGUUCAACUGUUUGCUGCAAGUGAUUUUUCAGGGAAAUGCUCUUUUAGCGGGCAGCACCUAGGCUGUUUCCUAUCAUCAGCUGUAUACAUUUCACCUUUUCAGAGAGGAAAAUAGCUCAUCUGUAAAUGAGCACUGUACACCGAACAGCCCAUUGGAACAUUCAUUCAUGGACGGGGCUGAGAGGACAUUUCGGCAAAUGUAAAUAACCAUCAGUGUUAUUCGAAUAUUGCAUACUUUUAUGUGUAACUCAGUGAAAAGAUCCAUUUUCUGUAUGACUGCUGUAUUGUUGUACACGUUUUCUCCAUCAGUGGCAUUGUAUUGCAUUUCUACUGACAGAAGGAUUUGGACUGUUCGCUGAGCAAUCCACCCUUAAAGAUGGAUGCCACAUCACGUCAAAAGAGACAGACCAAAUGUUUAAUGUUUGUAACCUUUUAAUGCAUUAGAUGACAGAUACAUUUGACUGACAUUUUGUCAGGAACUUAUUACAAAGUCACAUAUGAAAUGAAUUGAUAUCAAAAGGCUGAAUAUUCACUUCAUGUCAACGGAACAUGUCAGAAUAUUUGACAUAUUUGAUUGAGCUGGUAACUCCUGAAGUAGGAUGGAUGGAUGGAUGGAUGGAUGGAUGGAUGGAUGGAUGGAUGGAUGGAUGGAUGGAAUGUUAAAAUGAUUUGUUGACCUAACUUGCUUUUGGUGAAGUUAUAUCAGUUAAAAUGUCAGCUUAUGGCUCAUUGACAUCUUACAGUAAUGUUACUUGGUCAAAAGUCAUCUUGAAUGAGCUAAGUAGUGUUAGCAAAUAAUUUUUUACAGUAUACAUGGAUCUGUUACUUGGUGAAUGAUUGUCUAUGAAGCCUGAAUACUGGGAAAAAGUAGUAAAACCUUAUCAAACAAGUACAGAAUAUAACUGACUUUCUACAUUUCUUAUACUAUUUGUUAAAUAAUUAAUGUGCUAAUAUGAAGCCACUUAUAUUAGCUAUAAAUCUAUAAAUAUGUUACUGGCUUUAAAUUUAUUGGUCAAAAAUGUAGCACUUUUGCAUUUUUUCUGCACUUCAAUUAUUUAACUAAUAGUACUGUUCCAACAUGACUUGUCUGAGAACCUUUCACUGCCUUUUGUGUAUUUGUGCUUCCGAUGAAUGGAUGAUAAAUGAAAAGUAAAUAGAUGGAUUUACAGCUAUUUUGACACUGUAACUUGGGAACCACCUGUAAAGGCUUAAGCUCAUAUACAUAGGCUACAUACAUACAUACUGUAAUAAUUCAUCCUUCUGGAAGGAAUUACUCUCAUUUUGAACAUACUGUAUAUUUUGUGUAUCUUACCUGAAUUGAGAAAUAUUGUAACUUUGUAAAGAAAAUAUUUCUAUUGUACUGCUCCUGCUGCAAUGUAAUUGCCAUUUAACCAUAUAUAGAAUGUAUCAAGUCUGUAUAAAGUUCAACCUGUCAUUGUAAUGUACAUAUUGCUUCAUUGUGAUAAUAUACAAUUACAAUAUAAACCUUGA